AUAUUCGUUACCACCAAGCUCUGGAAUACGGAUCAAGGUUAUGAAAAGGCUUUGGUAGCUUUCGAUAAGAGUAUUGGUAAGCUCGGCUUAGAUUAUGUGGAUCUGUACCUUGUCCACAGUCCUUCUCCCGGCACCAAGCUUCGUCCCGAAACAUGGAAGGCAAUGGAGCAUUUAAAAAAGUCUGGCAAGGUUAAGAGCAUCGGUAAGUAUUCACAAUCCUUCAGACUGUAUGUGUUUUAG
Zychaea mexicana is the source of this 240-nucleotide messenger RNA. RefSeq names its product NADP-dependent oxidoreductase domain-containing protein. The record is from RefSeq and is a predicted model, not a curated record. Gene Ontology annotation, molecular function: oxidoreductase activity. The annotation marks the transcript as partial. The transcript has a single exon. NCBI's taxonomy places the organism in Eukaryota, Fungi, Mucoromycota, Mucoromycetes, Mucorales, Lichtheimiaceae.